Messenger RNA from Tarenaya hassleriana, 1183 nucleotides. Its product is annotated as probable fructokinase-4. The transcript is spliced from 4 exons. Gene Ontology annotation, molecular function: fructokinase activity. Bases 84 to 1064 code for a protein of 326 amino acids. The record is from RefSeq and is a predicted model, not a curated record. Gene Ontology annotation, biological process: fructose metabolic process. NCBI's taxonomy places the organism in Eukaryota, Viridiplantae, Streptophyta, Magnoliopsida, Brassicales, Cleomaceae. Gene Ontology annotation, cellular component: cytosol.
CCCUCCCUAGUCCUUUAAUUUUUCUACACACAAAUCUCCGAUACGAAUUCCAAUCUUUCCAUCCUCACCGUCCGAUCAACACAAUGGCCACAUCCAACGGCGAGAAAAGCUUGAUCGUGAGCUUCGGCGAGAUGCUCAUCGACUUCGUCCCCACCGUCUCCGGCGUAUCCCUCGCUGAGGCUCCCGGAUUCAUCAAGGCCCCCGGUGGUGCGCCGGCCAACGUCGCGAUUGCGAUCGCUCGCCUUGGUGGACGCGCCGCCUUUGUGGGGAAGCUCGGCGACGAUGAGUUCGGUCACAUGCUCGCCGGAAUCCUGAAACAGAACGGCGUCUCCGCAGAUGGGAUCAACUUCGACACCGGAGCCAGGACGGCUCUCGCGUUCGUGACCCUACGCGCCGACGGGGAGCGUGAGUUCAUGUUCUACCGGAAUCCCAGCGCCGAUAUGCUCCUCCGUCCUGACGAACUCAACCUCGAUCUCAUCAGAUCCGCUAAGGUGUUCCACUACGGAUCUAUAAGCCUGAUCGUGGAGCCAUGCCGGUCCGCGCAUCUGAAGGCCAUGGAGGUGGCUAAAGAAGCAGGUGCCUUGCUCUCGUACGACCCGAACCUCCGUCUGCCUCUGUGGCCCUCGGCCGAAGAGGCUCGGAAGCAGAUCCUGAGCAUAUGGGACAAGGCUGAGGUGAUCAAGGUCAGUGACGAAGAGCUCCAGUUCCUCACCGGCUCUGACAAGAUCGACGAUGAGACCGCUCUGUCUCUGUGGCACGACAACUUGAAACUCCUCCUGGUCACUCUCGGCGACAAGGGUUGCAGAUAUUACACCAAGAACUUCCGCGGAACGGUUGAUCCUUUCCGUGUCAACGCAGUUGAUACCACCGGUGCUGGUGAUUCGUACGUUGGUGCCCUACUCUGCAAGCUUGUCGAUGAUCGCUCCAUUCUCGAGGACGAACCGAGGCUGAGAGACGUGCUAAGGUUCGCAAACGCAUGUGGAGCCAUUACAACCACAAAGAAAGGAGCAAUUCCAGCUCUCCCCACAGAGGCUGAAGUUCAGAACUUGCUCAACAGCAACUAGUUUUAGUUUGGUUUUUUUUUUUUGGAUUCUGUCAUGUAGGAACAGUUCUGCUUCAUUUAAUAUCAUGGGUCUUGGUUUUUUUUCGUCACAUUAAUGAAUAAUCAACAAAGUUGAAAACU